Messenger RNA from Camponotus floridanus (Florida carpenter ant), 9152 nucleotides. It is a transcript of the gene Oamb, whose product is annotated as octopamine receptor Oamb. The coding region runs from base 5937 to 7562 and encodes 541 amino acids. The transcript is spliced from 12 exons. NCBI's taxonomy places the organism in Eukaryota, Metazoa, Arthropoda, Insecta, Hymenoptera, Formicidae. Gene Ontology annotation, biological process: adenylate cyclase-activating adrenergic receptor signaling pathway. Gene Ontology annotation, molecular function: G protein-coupled amine receptor activity. The record is from RefSeq and is a predicted model, not a curated record. Gene Ontology annotation, cellular component: membrane.
CGUUGCGAACGGAUAUGUCGUCGCCGUUGUUCUCCGUCAUCGUCUUCCGUUCACCACGAAGACAAAUGUUCGAAUCGCGAGCAAUAGCGCGAUCGUUGCGAACGUAAAUUUUCCCAACGAUCGCUUGACAGCGUUUACUCGACGCGUCUCUUUAACGCGUUAAUGACAUUAAUCAUAACGUGAGAACGGUGUUAAUGAUGAUCGACAGUGAGCGUGAUUUUCAAUGAUCUAUCGUUAAACUUAAAGUAUGAUGUUUCGAAAAAACAAUUUUCAAUCUGACGUGCUACGCGCGUACGAUUCACGUGUAAUUUGACAGCUACCGUGUGCGAACGUUUCUUUCUGCUUGUCUGCGAAUAUCUGAUUUCGAACUACUGACGAUUCUCCAAACGCGCAAUUGAAAAGCUCGACAGCGAUCGAGAUCGACAGCGCGAGAUAUAAUUUGACGGGAAUUCUAUCCUUAUCUGUUAAACGACUGCGAUUUUGUUAAAAGUCAAUGAAUAACAAUCAGAAGUCGUCAUAAUACGCACAUUCUCGAGACAGUUCGUGAUCCCUAUUGUAUUUUAUUAUUUAUUUUUCCGACAUCGCUUAUCGCAGCUUUGUGAGUGAUAAUCUGAAGGCUUUUGACUUGCGUAUUUCACUGAAUGUAUGCACGCAAUAAACACGACGGUCGUUUAUCUCGAGUGCGUUAAUGUAUUUCGCGUAGCACGUUACACAACAUUUGCGGUGACAGUAACGCACGGGAAAAGAUAACGAUCGAUAUGCAUACAUCGAUCGCCGCGAUCGACCUUGUCGGAUUGUGUAACCAGCCUGGAUUAGAUUGAGUGUUUAUUCAUGUUGAAUUUCCAUAAAGAUACAUCCAAAUUCUGUAAAAUCGAACUCUAAAACUUUACGAUAAUUCUCCAAGAGAGCAAAAUUACACUGUGGGUGCUCGCGAAAAAUGGCGGUGUCCACUUAUUCGACGAUGACUGCCGAUAGUAUUGCGCAUAAGAUAGCGAUUUUACGAACGAUUUAAAUUCAUCGAUGAUUCUCUCAUCGUCGAAAAAUGUCGCGGGUGAAGACUGCUGGCUAGGUGGACCUGAAAUUCGUUUGGAAAGUGCGUCUGAGGAAAUCAAUUUAGCGACAUUAUUAGCAAAGAAUUGACGGUAACGGGCUAUCGUCGUCGGCCAUUGAGAAACCUCGAAACGAGGUGCUUCGGAGAAGUUGAAAGAAGCUGCACUAAUUAAUUGUGAUCUUGGUCCAGUCAUUACGUAGAGAUUCGCAGACCAGCCAAUAUCGCCGAGAGAGUUCUCGAAAAAUACGCUGCGACGUAAAUCUGAGAGAGAUCCAAAGAGAAAAAGAGGCAGAGAGAUAGAGAAAAGAAUCGCCGUAAUCACACGCUGUCGUUCGCGAAUGGAAUGAGCGCAAGGGCGGAAUAAAUCAUCGGGAAGCCCGUGGGAUGCAUUACGCGCGUUACUUCGAGAGGGUCUCCUAAAGCAACCGUAGUAGGACCGAUCGAGCGAAAUAAUGCGAUCGAAGCGCAUCAAGAAAGCAGCGCUCUUUAGAUUGCUUAGAUACAGACAGUGCGCCAGAUGCCGGAAGAUAACUUAGCGCAUCCAGUGGUAUCUAAAGCGAUAAGUGUCGACGAGAGUAAAGAAAGAAGGAGCGCACACACAUACACACAUAUACACACACAUACACACACAUACGAGAGCACACGAGACUGAUCGCGAUCGUGGCGACGAUCGACGAGCGUAAUUUCACUUCACUGGCUGUGAUUUUUACUCUUUAGACUCCGAUUUUCAGAGGCUUGAUGCGCGGAAAUCGUUAAGACUGAUAAAAUUAGACUCCCCUCACGAAGAACACGCGAGACUGGAACAUUAUCGUCGCAAUUUGUGACAUCGAUUAGUUCGAUCGUUGCUGUACUUUGUCGUGUGAUUGACACUAUUAUAAACUGUAUCCAUAUUAUAAUACUGUAAACACUAAUCGCGAUCUAAAUGUUACCUAUAUUCUUUAAAGAAAAGUGAAGGAUUAAGACGAAGCUAAUCUCAUCCUCGCAAAGGUGCGUUGCAAGAAUCAAGUCAUUGAAUCCCUUGCAUUUAUUGAUGCCAUCGUAGAGCGCAUUGAUUGUAUAUAAAUAAGAAGGCAAGAAUCGCCUUCGUAGAGUCGGCAAACUGCCAAGCUCGGAGCUGCAUUGUCGGUUAACGAUCACGAAAGCAACGCGAGCAGAACACGAUCCAUCGAGGAAACGCUCGUCGGAUUUAUCCGGCGUGCUUCAGUUCGCGUCUAAUCACGUUCGACAACACGCUCUCGAUUACCUUGCAGUGUUCUUUCUCUUUCUCUCUCGUCGCCGCUGUUCCUGAAGGUUAGCGAAUCCCUUGGAAAGAUGUGAGAUGUUCACGCAAUUCGACCGAGAUCUACGAUAACUUUGGCCGCGUCGAGCGGAGGAGCAUUACUUGACGAAUCCGGGGAGGGAGAAUUCAUCGCAAUUGAAAAGUUUGAGUGGCACUCGGAUCGUCCAAUAGUUGGACCGGGCUUAAAAUUAUUUCACCGCAUCAACGAGAAAGAUUGUCGCGUCGUCAAUAUCGUUGUAAAGCCACUCGGCGAUUUCAAACGAAAUCGUGAAAUUUCGCAGCGUUUUAUAUCCACAGAUAGUGGAAAUACCAAUACCAAGGGACAAUAACUGAAAGGGAUUGACAAUUAAAAAGUGCAAAGCGGUCGAGAGGAAGUAUCAGAAAAAGAGGCGGCGAGCUGAGAAGCAUUUUAAACGUUUGGAUUGAGAGGGAAGAAAAUUGAGCGGCGGAAAAGAACGGAGGACAAGGUAAUUAAGAAAGAGAGAAGCGAUUGGGGGUCGAAAUGUGAAAAGGGAUUUGAACGAAUAAGUCGACUGAUGUUUAAUCGCGGAGAAAUAUAAGGGACGAGAUCAAAGCGAGAUUUUCGUCGGUGUUUUCGCGAAAAAAUAUAUGAAGUGUGAUUAAAAUUGGAAUCAGCGAAAAUUAGGCCGCUUAAGACCAAAAGCCGACGCUAAUUAACGCGAUCCUCUCGGAUUAUUUACACCGAAUUUCUCGUAGGAAAAUGUGCCUCAUUUUUCGGCGCAUUUCGAAAGUGCUUCGACGAAAUUAGACUAUCAAGAACUAGAGCGAAUGUUAAAUUAUUUAAAUAAAAGCAGUUUUUUUCUACAAAUGCUUCUAAAAUGAAAAUUAAACGUCAUCAUAGUGUUUUUAUUAUUUAAAUCAUUGUCGAGGAUAGAUAACGUAAUAGCCGGACUUCCGCAAAACUGAAAAGUGACAGUAGCUGCCUCAUUGAAGAUUCAUUCGGUGUUUUGCAUCCCCCAAAGAGUAAAUCGCGAUCAAACCCGAAGAGAUCGUUGGGAAUUCACUCGGUAUAUCAGAUUAUCGGCAGAUGAGAUGUAAUUAAAGAAAAUCCGUAAAAGUGUCGAACGAACUGCGAAGAGAGAUAAUUGAAAAUUCAUGCGGCGUUUUAGCACCUCUCUUUUUCGCCAAAAGAGCGAGAGAAAAUAAUUGCCAGUUUAUUGGACCUCUUAAUCGAUAGCCUAAGAAAGGAAAAAGAGAGAAAAGAAAGAGAAUCUAGGCAGCAAAAAGGGGAAAGAAGGAGGAAAAAGCACACUUUCAAGCGACUGACACAAUGGAAUUAGCUUAGAAUAUCCGAUCGAGAUUGGUUGAAUUAAAGAUUCAAGCUACUUCCGCAAACUUGAAUUACAAAGUGCAAACGAGGGCGAGCCAUCCAGUCGACGAGCUAUCUAGUCCGGCGUUUCCUUCGAUUCCGAAGAAAUAUAUAAUCCGACGAGCGGAGGUAACGAAAGAGUUAAGGAGAAACGUCGUCGAACGGAGGGAAGCUACUCGCAGCUAAAUCUAGCAACGCGCUCGAUAAGUAGGAGACGAAUCGUUCGUGAAGAUUGCUGAAGCGGAACAAGAAGGAUAGCACGAAGGGAAGGAGCUUCCUGGAAGGAUCAAGCUACCCCUUAUCUUGGGAACGAGACCGAGGAAAAAGGCAAUCAACCGAUCGUUUCGAGGUCGAUAAAAUUCAAGAAGAGAAUACUAGUCAACGAUUGUGCUUAAUAGAAGCGACGACGCUGUUUUCAAUUCUUGGUGAGAUAACGUCAAUCUUUCGAGCGGAAUGAACAUCGGAAGACUUCUGUCGGAUUCGAUUUGGUAAGGAAAGACGGAGGAGGAGGAGGAAAAAUACCUCCCGUCACGAGAGGGUGAAGCCACAGGAGGAGGAAGAGCUAGGUUGGGUGGGUAUGUGAUCGUUGUAUGCGUGGGGGCAACGAAAAGUGCAGUCGAAGCAAUACAGGGAAGCUAAAGCGAUUUCCGGAGCAGAGAUUGCAACCUACUACUACUGCGAGAAGUACAAGAAAGACGAAAAAAGAAGGGAAAAAACCGACUACGAUCACGACACGCGCGACAUUUGCCCGCUAAGAUACGUUUCCCUUGUUGUAUUCUGCCGUUUCUCUUUAGGGAAAGGCUAAUGGACUGUGACACGUGGAUCGUGCGACAAUGCGGAGUUUCGUGUUGACGUGGGCGAUCAUAGGGUGAUUUUAUCGCACGGUUUCUGCCGAGAAUCACCCCCAGCGGGAACCGUUUCCGCGCAAGAUAGCAUUGAAGUAUCGUUUAUAGAAUCGCGGUAGAUUCUUUCAUUCGAUCGACAUAAUUUCGGAUAUAACCGUGUCGGCAAGAGAAAGAACGCGUAGGAAAAAUUCCGGACGAGAGCGGAAUAAUCAAGAAGUUAUCAGAAGAUUGAGAAGAUUCCAUCAAGAUUCUGGAGUAAAAGGUGCGACUGAUAAAAAAAAAAGAGUACGCUUGAAAAAGCAAUGUGAUCUACGAAUUCACGUUGAUGAAAUUCGAGAGAUAUGAUGUGUCUCGUUGAUGUAGAUGUAGAUCGCGAUAGCAAUUCGCAAACGAUGAGAAGACACGAAAACGACGAGUGAACUGCAGACAUUCAAACAAAGAGACUGAGUCGUAGUCCGCUAGUGGAUUCGCUGUCUAAAACACUACUCGUUGUUUAAAGGCCACGUAACGUUAAACGAUAUCCAAGGUGCAACGCAAACGACCCGAGAGAAAGAGAGGAAGAGAGAGUGAGGAUUAUCGAUUAUCUGAAACAACGUGAUCGCGUUCGCGACCGCGAAACUAAAACUACCAGAAUUGCACAGUGUAUAAUCAAGUGUCUCGUGAACGUGUCCGACGUGCGUAUUAACGAGUUUAUCCGAUCGUAAUUGUGGAAAUAUCGACGGGAAUUCAUAUGGAGGAUUGGUCCUCAAUUAACGGUUGUGUUCAACGAAAGUUACAAAUAUAAUCCCCGCGAAACAAAAAUAUUGGAAAGAGAAAACAAGUGUAAUAAUUUGCGUAGUGUAAUAAUUAACAAGUGUAAUAACUUACAAGGGUAUCUCGUUUGACGAAUCCGACUAUCAUUUUUAAUAAUCCAGCGAUGAUUUUGAAAUAAUCCAGAGAAAGAAAAACGAUCCGUGUAAUUUUGUUCUAAAAUAACGAUCAAUCGAGAUAAAGUAAUGUAAGUCACGUCAAUGAUGCGUAAGGUGUAAAUUAAUGAAAAAAACAAUUAAUCGAUCAAAUAACUAGUCAAUAGAUUAAUAUACGAAGAAAACGCGGUUGUGUGUCCUCGAGUCCAAGGAAAACUGCGAGUGUCUUCAAGUUCUAGUCCCGCGACUCGUCGAGUGAAUCAAUCAACCGUCGAGGAUCGCAAAGACUUCAUCAUUAUUGGUGAUGCGAAGAAUCUAGUGAAAACUGCAAAGACACAGAGUGAUAAUCGAUAAGUGCCGUUGUACACCUUUGACGAAGGGGGACUUUCCUGAUUAUGGCGAUUCAAGGUGUUUGGCACGUUCUUCCCGAUUCGCAUCUCUCGUCAUCGUUGUCGUGCACGAAAUCCUGCGGAGUCCUUCGACAAGAUCGCACGGGCGCAUCCGAGGACCGCGAGAGUUAAUUAAAAUGCGAGAGCUGAACGCCACCGCAUGCGCUGCUUUGCACGAGGGCGUCGAGUGGUCAAGCCUGUGGAACGUAGUUACUCUAAUCGUCUUGGGUAUUGUCAAUAUCAUGGUGGUGAUAGGUAACGUCCUGGUCAUAUUGGCCGUCUACUGCACCAACAAGCUGAGGAACGUGACGAAUAUGUUCAUCGUGAGCCUGGCUGUUGCCGAUCUAAUGGUCGGAGUCGCCGUCUUGCCAUUCAGCGCAACCUGGGAGGUCUACAAGGUUUGGAUAUUCGGAGAUCUCUGGUGCUCCGUGUGGUUGGCGGUCGACGUUUGGAUGUGCACGGCGUCGAUAUUGAAUUUAUGCGCCAUCAGCUUGGAUAGGUACUUGGCUGUGACCAGGCCAGUCAGUUAUCCUCAGCUUAUGUCAACGAAACGAGCCAGAAUACUGGUGGCCAUCGUUUGGAUUUUGAGCUUUGUCAUUUGUUUUCCACCUCUGGUGGGCUGGAAGGACAAACGAUCGCAUCCCACGUAUAACAUGACUCUAUAUGGCCCGUCCAACACCACCACUAUACUUAUACCGAUGAAACCGUGUCCAUGGAUCUGCGAGCUGACCAACGACGCCGGUUACGUCGUUUACAGCGCCCUAGGUUCCUUCUACAUGCCGAUGCUAGUGAUGCUGUUUUUUUAUUGGCGGAUCUACAAUGCCGCCGUUUCCACGACGAGAGCCAUUAAUCAAGGUUUUCGGACAACGAAGGCCUCGAAAAUGCUCGGCAGCAGGUUCGACGAACAAAGACUGACCUUACGAAUACAUCGUGGCCGCGGUAGCGUCCACAACGGCAGCAACAACGGCAACUCGAGAAGCCCAGACUCGAGCAGCCGUAGCUCUGUCAAGCGGGAGAAGAUUAAAAUCUCGGUCUCCUACCCCAGCACUGAAACUCUUAACACAAAAUGCAACACCCUCGAGAGAACGCCAUCGAAGUGCUCGCAAAUCUCGGUUCAUUAUAGCAACGGGCAGACGCAGACGCAGCUUUGUCCGCGAAAUACGCACUUAAAGGUCGGUGGUGUCAAUAGGAUCGGCAGCAGCAAGAAACCGAGCAGACGGAGCAGCUGCGAGAGUCAGGUAACCGGUGACGAGCUGUCAUUACGCGAGAUGACGCCGAGCAGUGAGGAGAAACCGCGAGUGAUGAAGCUAGGCAAGAGGAACAUAAAAGCGCAAGUGAAGAGAUUCCGCAUGGAGACCAAGGCGGCGAAGACCCUGGGCAUCAUCGUCGGCGGUUUCAUAAUGUGCUGGCUGCCGUUCUUCACCAUGUACCUGGUGCGCGCAUUCUGUCCGAAUCACAUCCAUCCGACCGUCUUCAGCGUAUUAUUUUGGCUAGGAUAUUGUAAUUCCGCGAUAAAUCCCUGCAUCUAUGCCCUCUUCAGCAAGGACUUUCGCUUCGCUUUCAAGAGAAUCAUCUGCUGCAAGUGCUCCUGCAUACAACGCGUCAACACUUUGCGUCGUGGCAGCGAUGGCAGUCAGUUGGCGAUGAGAAGCGAACGAAGUCCGAGUUACUCGAUCCGCGGUGCUCAACAUGGGAUCUCCAUCGACGACUCGGAUCCGGAUCCGGCAUCGGAACCGACGCAUUCGCAGAGUGAGUCCAGAUGAUUGUAGCGACACGUCCGAGUUGGCGCGCAGCGCGUCACCUUCAACCCUCGAUCUUCCAGAGCGAGGAUAAUCUGAUGAUCGGCGACUCUCGGACACGUCAACGUAAUAUACGCUUCGCCUUUUCGUCAGACUGACGCGAAUUUGACUGUCGACGAAGCUGGAAACGCAUCCACGCUUUGUCUGUCUAAUAUACUGCGAUCACACGAAAUUAUUAGGCGGGCAGUUAAGAAACGAGUCUUGUUCUAACUUCUCUGUUGCCCUUUGUUGUUGAAAAACGAACAUCACUCUUGGUCUGUCUAUCGGCAUCGUGUCAAUCUAUCAUGAUUGAAGUGAAUUAGGAGAGAAAAGUAGUUUACUAGGCGAGGUGAGCAAAUAAUUUGUUACUCUCUCGACUUGAUUCUUCACGCGAAUCGCGUAAUCUCGCUGCAACGAGAGCCAGCAGAGAGGUAAGUCAAGUAACAAAUUACUCUUCUCGUUUCUCUGCCAUCUAUCUCUGAAAGAAACAUAAGCAAGUAACUCGCCGUUCGAUUUGCCUUUACACUGUAAUUGGUCGAUGGAAGCAGAAUGCCAGAGAGAGCUUCGUGCGAUCCAAUCGAAACUGGAUUUUAGUGCACCAGGACGCGACGCUUCAUCUGUGCAAAGGAGUAGAGAAGAUAGAAUCUCGUCGCUUCGAUUUGUAUUUUCGGCUACAUUAUAAGGACUUAACACGUCUUUCGUAAGCUACCAUUUCUCCUUGUGACCACCAUCCGGUGAACGUAAUGAGUCAUCGUACCCACUUAAUGUUACAUGUAUCCCGCGCGGAUCUUCAGAGAGUAGUCGGUUGGACUCUUGCCGGGGGACUCGAGAGAUGAUAAUCUCUCCGAUGAUUGAAUUAAUAUAUUUAUUCGGUGUGUGCGUGCAUGUGUGUGUAUAUGUGCCUUCUUUUCUCGACGUUCUCCUCUCUUUCGCGCACAAAGAAUCGCUUUGCAAUUAUUUAUUUAAUCCAAUACACGAGUGAAUCAUGCAGCUCUCGAUCUUGGAGUCCUUUCCGGUUUCAAGCUGAGAUGAUUGAUUGAUUAACUGAUUACUCCUGACAUCCGUGACAUGUGUGCAUAUACGUGUUGCGCAGUGCAUUCGUCCCACGUCGCUAUUAGAUCGGUACCCAUUGAAAGACGAGAGACCAUCUCCAAGGAGGAUGAUAGAGAUUAAACAACACUUGCGGCGCAAUUCGAGAUGCGAGAUGCUGAGGGGACGGAUUAUCUUCUAUGUACAUAUCCGACAUCUGUGUGUACGCAUAGCGUUAAGUAUGUCGUUAUCCGCUAUUAUAAGCCGAUGUUCGCGCACACUCGUAUAUAAUAUUGGCGUUUCCUCCUUCCUUUCGCCUCUUUUCUCCCCCGCUUCCUCUCUCUCUUCUUUCUCAUUAGUCCUGAGGGACAUUUCCGGGAUGCGACCGGAACAAGAUCGCGACUCUCUUCGAUGUUGUUGAUUUGUACGUUUUUUUUUACAUAAUCUCGCGCGCGUUUGUAUAAUAAACAUCGCAUCACACACAUCGUUGUUACCGCGCGUGUAAUGUAUACACGCAUUAUACAUAUAUAUCAUACAAGAGGAAAG